Molecule: messenger RNA, 1890 nt
Organism: Cooperia oncophora
Lineage: Eukaryota; Metazoa; Nematoda; Chromadorea; Rhabditida; Trichostrongylidae
Source: the annotation of a GenBank genome assembly
AUGUACGCUAUAAAUUCCCAAUCUGAUCUCGGUCUGUCUCUUGUACCCAUGGAAAAAGCAGAAAGAAUAAUGCGAAUAUGGAAUAUCAAUCCGUCGUAUUCUCCUGACGAGAUGUUCAAACUUAUUUAUCCGUACAAGAGCAUGUUCAAGGAGCAUGAAGUCAAGGUCGCGGAGGAGUUCGUCGACAAGUUUAUCUCUGAGAGAAGCGGCUCCCACGAGUCUACCGCUGUCAUAACUCAUGUGAGUACUUCAGACGAAGAAGGUUCAAGGAGUAUCGAGGUGUCUGUCGAUCAUUCCGGAAAAACACGAAAAUUUUCAACCGAUGUGAAUGGUAAACCUUCUAAGGAAGAUCGCAGCUUCGUUUCUACACCUCAGCAGGAGACUUUGCUAGCGAAUCUUGCAAUUGCUCACUCUCAGGGAGACUUUGCAUUACUAGGUGCAAAGGGUACGGGAAAGACCAAACUGAUCGCGGAAUUGGCGGCUCGAUUAGGGUUCAGUACUGAGACAAUGAUAUUGUACCAGGAUAUGAACGCACGAGAACUGCUCCAGCGACGUCGUAUGCUGGAUAAUGGGGACACAUUGUGGGAAGAUAGCCAGUUGGUUGCAGCAGCUAAGCGCGGAGAUGUUUGCAUUCUUGAUGGAGCAGAAAGAGUUCACUGGAGCGCUUUGGAGUCAUUGGCGAGUCUUUGUUACCAUCGUACGCUGUUUCUUCCGGACGGUAGUCGUCUAGUUGGUUCUGAUGAGUUUGACAACAUCCAGAAAAAGACAGGAAAUGACGAGGCGCAUUUGAACACACGUGGAGUAUUUCGAAUUCCCAAAUCGUUCGCGCUUGUUCUGAUCGGCAGCUCCUCGGUGUCUGAGACCAGAUGGUUGAAUGAAACGGUCAUUAGUCUCAUGCCUUUCCUCAUCAUGCAGAAGCUAAGCAUUGACGACCAGUGUACAAUACUUCAAGGUUUGGUUCCUGCCGAAGCAAGCGAAACAACUCGAAAGUUGGUAGAGUUUGUGGACAGUCUGCAAUCCUCCGGAGAUGCGGCCUUGCGUGGAGUUGCUGAAUCAUUGUCUAUUCGCAAACUGAUUCAUAUCGCUAAACGAGAUUGCCUGCAUUCAGGAGAGCUCCGAGAUCUAAUCGAAAAAGCUGCACUAGCAAGGUUUCUUCCUUCUGUUACACGGUUAGCUUUUCACACUGAACUCGAUAAAGCGGGAUUUUUAAGGAGUUCGCCCUCUGCUGAACUUGUCGACGAUAUAAAAUAUCUUUUGGAGCAAAAUGUGGGAGAAAAGAAGGAAACCAUGAUACCAGAUGUAUUGUUUUACGAGAAUGAUCAGCAUAUGAGUGUGAUUCGCGAUAUGGCACGUGAUAUGCGGUUAGGAGCACAUCUUUUGUUAAUCGGAAAUCAAGGUGUUGGAAAGAACAAAAUCACCGAUCGCUUUCUUCAUCUCAUUCAACGACCUCGACAAUACAUGCAGUUGCACAGAGAUACGACAGUGGAAUCGCUAACCCUGCAAACUACUGUAGAAAGUGGUAUUUUGCGUUACGAAGACUCUGCCCUAGUACGAGCUGCUCGAGCAGGGCAUGUGCUUGUUAUCGACGAAGCAGAUAAGGCACCUCUUCCAUGUUAUUGCCAUCGAACACUUUUGUUGGGCGAUGGCAGAAGAAUACAGCCUGCUUCAGCUCCACCAUGUGAACGCAGCAUUCCACUUCAUCCUGACUUCAGAAUAAUCAUGUUGGCUAAUAGGCCUGGAUUCCCUUUCCUCGGCAACGAUUUAUUUGGCUUGCUCGGUGAUCUCUUCUCUGUACACACUGUGGAUAACCCAAGUCGUGACAGUGAAUUGGAAAUGCUCAAAAAAUACGCUCCUAGUAUGUCUUUUCUGCAUGUUUUUGUUAUUUUUUGA